AGGUCCCUUGUUCAUCACGCAAGAGCCACUUUGGCUUGCAAUUUGGCUUUUGCCUUUUGGUGAUGCUGUAUUAGCGAUGCAAAGCUCACGCUCGUACCUAUCUGAAGAAACAUGCGCGGCUUUUCUGGAUAUCCCUGAGAAGAUCAACAUCCAUCUUCCCCGCUUUCCUUGGUUGUUUGAUCGACCUACUCCGCUGCGCAGCUGAGAGAAAUGACCUCGUUAUCACCUCAUGUCACGCGCGCAGGAGAGUCGUCGGAUAGUCACGUCGAGCGAGCAGCCGGCUGUGACACGCGCGCGCCGUUGAUCGCGGCGCCUCUCGCAACACGCACGGACGAGGCGGAGCUCGCGAAGCCCCUUGGUCCCAACCCGCGCGGCGAGUCGUCGCUCACUCGCUUCCGCUCCCCCGACCGCGAGCCGCGGCCGCGCGCUGACGAGGCGGGGCCGAUCGGCGGAGUGAGGGUGAGGGGCGAGGGGAGCGCGGGGGGAGACGCGGAGGUGACGGAACGGCUGAAGGACACGUGGCGCGGGGAGCAGCAGCGUCUGCGCCAGCGGUUGGUCGUUGGAGACGCAUUUGAUUGGCAGCCGCCGCCGCUGCUGCGUUCGGCGGGGAAUGCGGAGAGGACCGGGGAUGGGGAGAGCAUGGGGGGUGCGGGGAUUGGAGAGUGUAGGGAUGGGUGGGGGAGAGCGGAUGCGCAAGGGGACGCCAAGGGAAGGGGCGAUGGGGAGGGGGGGUGCAACGAGGGUUGCAGACACGACCUAGAGGGAGGGCCAUAUUCCCAGUUACAACCUCCCCAGUCUCACCACCCCCAGUUGCAACCGCCCCAGUCCCACCUACCCCAGUUGCGACCUCCCCUGGUCCUGGUGGGUGGCGUGGACGUGAGCUUCCACAAGAGCGACCCCAACCUGGCGGCAGCAUGCCUGACAGUUGUGGCCUUCCCCAGUCUGCACCUGCUGCACUCGGAAAUCACGCUCACCAGAGUCACCCAGCCGUAUAUCCCCGGGUUCCUGGCGUUCAGAGAGUGCGGCGUGCUGGUGGGGCUGAUCGAGCGACUGAGACAGACUCAGCCACAGCUGGUGCCGCAGGUCAUCAUGGUGGAUGGCAAUGGCAUCUUUCAUCCACAGGGGUUUGGACUGGCGUGUCAGUUGGGCGUGCUGGCCGACAUUCCAACCAUUGGCGUGGCUAAGAAUAUGCAUUGCAUGGAUGGCAUGACGGACCAGCAAGUGUGUGACCGGUGUGCCAUGCGUCAUGUCCUCAGGCACCCCUGCGUGCACCACUGCAUGCACCGCGACAUGCAACCCCCGCACGCCAUGAUCAGAUGUAUUACAUGGACGGCAUGGCAGACGAGCACGUGUGUGGCUUGCAGCAGCAGCAUCUGCACCACCCUGGCGACUGGGCCCUACUCAAGGGCUCUAGCGGCGCCACACACGCUGCCCUGGUGAGGGGCGGCCCUGGCAGCCACGACCCGGUUUUUGUGUCGGUGGGGCACCGCGUGUCGUUGGAGUCAGCAGUGGCGGUCACCCAGCGCUGCUUCAAGCACCGAGUGCCCGAGCCAGUGCGACUGGCAGACGGCAUGUCCAGAGCUGAGCUGAGGGGAGUGGCGGCUGCAAGCACAUAGUGUCGCCGCUGUCAGCACUGGCAGCCACAACGGCUGCUGCAAGCACAGAAUGGCAGAUGGCAAGUCGAGUGCAGAGGUGAGGAGAGUGCUUGCAGGCAGCCACAACGGCUCUCUGCAAGCACAGGCUGGCAGAUGGCGAGUGAUGCAUGGUGGACCUUUGACUGAGCUGAGAGACCUAGGGCAAACCAGCUGACUUGUGUUCUAGUGCUCAGGCUUCAGGAUCAAGUUCUCUUGGCGGUGGCUAUGUGCAGAGAGGUUUCUCAUGGUGUGUCUGGACUCUGGACUGUGCAUAUCUGCUGUACAGACUGAAGCAUUUUCUUGUACAAAUAAAUGCAUCUCCUGUACACAAGGUUUCCUU
This is a messenger RNA of Closterium sp. NIES-67, 1974 nucleotides long. NCBI's taxonomy places the organism in Eukaryota, Viridiplantae, Streptophyta, Zygnematophyceae, Desmidiales, Closteriaceae. The record is from the annotation of a GenBank genome assembly.